Molecule: messenger RNA, 1017 nt
Organism: Pleurotus ostreatus (oyster mushroom)
Lineage: Eukaryota; Fungi; Basidiomycota; Agaricomycetes; Agaricales; Pleurotaceae
Exons: 7
Coding region: 1-1017 (338 amino acids)
Source: RefSeq, a predicted model, not a curated record
AUGUUCCAAGAAUCAGUAACCUACCUAGCCGACGAAAGUUACCCUUUCGCCGUGGUCGCCAAACGAUACUGGACAGAGGCCUCCGACGAAAAUGGCAGCGACCCUGAAGCCCCCACCUUGAUAUUCCUUCAUUCAACCAGCUUUCACAAAGAGACAUGGGAACCGACACUGACACACCUCUUUCAUCUUCUGGCCGGCUCGUCGCGGGCAGGAAAAAUCAGGGAAGCCUGGGCCUUAGACUGCCCGAAUCAUGGCGAGGCAGCAGCGUUGAACGAAGCCGUCUUCAACCGGCCAGAAUAUCGACAGUCCUUCACUUGCGAAAAGUAUGCCCAAGCCGCACACCGUUUCUUGACCGCAGGGCCUCAGCAUGGCGCGAAAAUCGACUUCCAGCGCCGGAAUCUUGUGGGGAUAGGUCAUUCGCUGGGUGGGGUUGCCAUGUCGGCCUUGCAAGGACUUGAGCCUAGGCUGCCAUUUUCUUCCAUAAUAAUUGUCGAGCCCAUGUUGAGCCCGGAUGGACGCCAUCACCUCGAACGCCUGCGAAAAGUCCUUGUCAAAAGCGCAAAGGAACGUCGACAUGUUUGGCCUGAUCGCAAAUCUGCUAGGCAAUAUCUCGAGGAGAGAAUGGAGCUGCCUAGAAGACAAAAAUGGGAUCCCCGUGUCAUUGAUCUCUUUGUCAAGUACGGCCUAAGAUCUCAUCCGGACGGUAUCACCCUGGCGUGCUCGCGCGAAGAGGAAGAAGGAAUGUACGAAGAUGUUGAGGGCCCAACUCGCCCAGUCAUUGCGUUAACUGCAGCGUGUCAGCGCAUGCCCGUUCAUAUUGCCUUCGGCUGCGUCCCCGACUACGUUCCAUUACAAGUCCAUGAUGCUACGAUCAAUCCUCGAUCCGGACGUAAGUUCGCGAGUAUAACGCGGAUCGAAGGUGUAGGCCACCUGGUCCCGCAAAUCGCACCAGAAAAGCUAGCAAAAGUGCUGUUCGAUGGACUAGCACAGAACUACGCUAUGAAGUCCAAGCUCUGA